GCUACUAUAGUAUUAAUGCUCAUAACCUUCCUUAAUCGAGUAAUUAGUAACUCAAGGGACCCUAAACGAGUAAACGCUGCGCAAAUCCAAAACAGUGAAUCUGGGAGAAUUGGGAAAGAGAUCGAAGAACCACAUUUGAAGCUUCAGCCAAUUCAUCAAGCAGGCGAGUCUCUCAUCCAUUUCUUUUCUAAACUAUUGAAAAACGAAUUUAAUAGUUUUGCUCAAUGCCUGAUUGUUGUAGAACUAAUUAUACCUGAAGAAAAAACAAUGACUCCUCAUUUUUUAAGAAGAAUCCUAACAUCUUUUUCACUCAAACAUGAAUCUUCCAAUUUCAUCAAUCUGCCCAAUUUCCCCUUUUUCUCAACUCAAGUGACCCAAAUUGAAAAACCCAAUUGUGAAUUUACGAAUUAUUUGAUUACACACCACAAUUUCUCUCAAGAAAAUGCUUCAAAAACAGCUACUCUUCUGACCCCUUUGAAGGACUAUAAAAAAUCCGAUUUAGUUCUUGAUUUCUUGAAAAAUAUAAGAAUUUCGGGUACCCAGUUGGAGGAAUUAGUUGUACGUCAUCCUCGUGUUCUUGCUGUUGAUGUUAACAAGUCUGUUGGAGUUAAAGUCAAAAGAAUUAAGGAUUUAGGUUUUUCAGAUGAUGAAUUGGUUGAUUUAUUAUGUUCUGUUCCGUUAAUAUUGACCCUGUCUCGAUCAGUUGAUGGUGUCGUUUCGACGAUUUCUGUGUUGCAAAGUGUAUUGGGUUCGAACUAUGAUGUUAUUAAGCUGUUAAAGCUUUGCAAUUGGUUUCUUAGUAAUGAUUUGGAUAAAAGUCUGCUGCCUAACAUUCAGUUGAUGGAGGAAUGUGGGAUUAGCAAAUUGCAAAUUAGGCAAACUCUUCUUAGUUUUCCUAGGUUUUUCUUGGUGCAACCUGAGUUUAUGAGGGAUUGUAUGAGGAGGGUUGAUGAGUUGGGAUUAGGAAGGAAUUCGAAAAUGUACAUUCAUGGCGUUCGGGCUGUGAGUUCUAUGACUCUAGAAAAAUGGGCGUCCAAAGUGAAGCUAUUCGAAACCUUGGGUUUUAGUGAAGCUGAUAUUCUGUCCAUGUUUCGAAGAACACCUCAGGUGCUUACUGUAUCGGAGAGGAAGAUUUUGGAGGUUUCCAAGCUGUUGCUUAGCUCAGGGAGUGUUGAUGUAUCAUAUUUGGUUCAGCAUUCUGAAUUGUUAAUUUAUAGUGCUGCUUUUAGGAUUAAGCCUCGCUUGGAUAUCGUCAAUGUACUCUUGUCAAAGAAUUUACUUCAGAAGGAGCCUAGGCCAACUACUCUAUGUAAGAUUGGCAAUGAGAAAUUCAUCCAGACAUUUGUGCUUCCAUAUGCUAGUGAAAUUGGUGAUGUUGGUAAGAAAUUUCUCGUUAGCACAGGGUUUGGAUCUUCUUUCGGUAUUUAGACUUUAGAGAAGAAAUUUUACAUCUCUUGGCUUUGAUUUGGGGAUGAGAAAUUCAUCCAGACAUUUGUGCUUCCAUAUGCUAGUGAAAUUGGUGAUGUUGUUAAGAAAUUUCUCGUUAGCACAGGGUUUGGAUCUUCUUUCGGUAUUUAGACUUUAGAGAAGAAAUUUUACAUCUCUUGGCUUUGAUUUAAUGCUAGCAAGUCAAAGUUGUUCUUCCAUCACGACAUUAUUUCAACUCAGGUAUCACCUUCUCUGUAAUUUUUAUGCUUGUUGGUUGUAUGUAUCAGAAUUUUGCAAAGAUACACUGUGAUUAAUCCCUCCCUCGGGCUUUCACUAGUGCUACGUCUUGGUAAUUCAAUAAUUAUGGCGACUUUCAUUCAUGACAUUCGCGUUUAUCAUGUGGUUUUACAUCUGUAAAAAGUGAAAGCCAUUAAUAUUAAUGGUCAAACAGCUGUCAAUUCUGUCCUGGGUUUGCCUGGAUUAGAUUGAUUUGAUUCAAACUCAUGUAUUGAGCUCUUCUUGCUCCUGUGCUACUUGAGAGUUGCAUCCUUGUAACCUUACGGAAUAACUUUUAUGACAUGGUUUUAAUAAUUUUCUGCCUCAAUUGAUUCUCGAAUUUUGGCUGGAGUUUUUUGCUAAGGAGGGUUGUUUUAUUUAGAUGGGGAGGGGGAUCAUAAUAUUACAUUGUUAUGAGUGGUGACCUAAAAGAGUUUUUGAUAAAUAAUACAGAAGUAUUCUUAAAUUA
Chenopodium quinoa (quinoa) is the source of this 2173-nucleotide messenger RNA. RefSeq lists its product as uncharacterized. Gene Ontology annotation, biological process: regulation of DNA-templated transcription; chloroplast organization. Gene Ontology annotation, molecular function: double-stranded DNA binding. Gene Ontology annotation, cellular component: chloroplast. The transcript has a single exon. The record is from RefSeq and is a predicted model, not a curated record. The coding region runs from base 16 to 1428 and encodes 470 amino acids. Lineage: Eukaryota; Viridiplantae; Streptophyta; Magnoliopsida; Caryophyllales; Amaranthaceae.